Messenger RNA from Bactrocera latifrons, 5637 nucleotides. RefSeq names its product nuclear pore complex protein Nup214 (gene Nup214). The record is from RefSeq and is a predicted model, not a curated record. NCBI's taxonomy places the organism in Eukaryota, Metazoa, Arthropoda, Insecta, Diptera, Tephritidae. Gene Ontology annotation, cellular component: nuclear pore. The transcript has 12 exons. The coding region runs from base 112 to 5511 and encodes 1799 amino acids. Gene Ontology annotation, biological process: RNA export from nucleus; protein import into nucleus. Gene Ontology annotation, molecular function: structural constituent of nuclear pore; protein binding.
UUGCGCGAAAUGUGUUAAGCAGCCGCAAUUAUUCGAUCUAUACAAGUUUUGUGAAAUUUUACAAAUUAACAACGAUAUCUUUUAUUGAUUGGGCUUAAAAUAUAUUUKAAAAUGGCUCUACAAUGUCCUGGUUCAGUGGAUGUAACCGAUAUACAAUUUAAGUUACAAAGUAAACAUAAAAUUUUUGGUGGAAAUUCUAAAUUGCGCGAUCACGUUAACUUAUUGGCAUGUGCCAGCAAUUAUGGUCUACUAUUUGUGGGCAAUCCAAAUGCUCCGGAAUUACAGGCUUAUAUUCUCCCUGAUGUUAUAUAUGCGAAGUYAAAAGGACAACCUGUGCACGUACGAACCACGAAACUUCCUAAUGUUCCUAAUUCAAUUGCAUGCAAUGCAGAUGGGUCUAUGUUGGCGGUAAAUUACACGSUACAAGGUUAUGGUGUUUUGGAUAUUUAUCAUGUACCAUCAUACGCAACAUCUGAUGUAAAAACACUAUAUAGCAUACGUUUGCCCGAUCAAAACGUUUAUGCUUUACAUAUAUUGUGGAACCCUGUGUUGCCAAAUAUCAUUGGUGUAGUGCUUAGCAAUGGUAAUUUUGCGUUGUAUACACUUAAAGAUGGUGGCGCUAUGGAAAUGCGUUCUCUUCAAAAUCAGCAAAUACAAUCCGGUUGUUGGUCCCCUAAAGGUAAACAACUUGUGUUCGGAUAUCCAAAUGGAAAAUUGCAGCAAUUUAAACCCGACCUUACGAUGGUUAAAAGUAUCAUUUGCCCACCGAAUGUGCAUCCUGGGCCAUUYGAUACCAUAGCAUUACAUUGGUUAUCCACUUUUCAGUUUGUAGCUAGUUUUUUGCAGCAUGGGGAGCAGGCUAUGCCCAAUCUGUAUAUUAUAAAUGCGCCGAAAGGCGGCACCCCAGUUUAUAUAAACUACAAUGAUGUAUGCUACAGUGGUUCAGAACCGAGAAAGCAACAAGUUACAUUCAUGCAUAUUGCACAGUGGAAUUUAUUAUUAGUUAUAUCCGCAAAUGGUGUUGAAAUAGGGCUAUUGGGUACUAAAGAUGCUAAUGAUCAACCUCAAUGGGUGCAUUAUAUGUUGUUGGAUGAAGCACGCAUUGAAAUGCCACUUACCGAGGGCAGUGAUGAAACAUAUCCCAUUGGAUUGGCAUUGGAUAUUUCGCCAACACAUGAGUUGGUAGUGGGUGAAAAAAAGUUGCAUCCCAUGCCGGUCAUUCAUGUACUUUCUACACACGGUCAUUUGCUAUGUUUUAAUUUUUUGAAUUUGUCAACAAAUGUAAAUAUCUGUUCGCCACCAGCGCCAAUUCAAUACGUAUUGGCUAAGUUUACCAUUUUGGCUGAAAGCAGUUUUACUGAUGCGGAUGCCGCAGAAAAGGAAGAGAGUGAAAAUUUGCCUUYACCAUCAAUUGAACCACCACCGCCACCGCCGACAUCUACAUUAACCUUCAAUGCACAACCACAAUUGAAUAUUGCUAAUCAAAAUAUGUCGGCCUUUGGUGUGCCGGCAAACAAGAAUUUAUUCUCAGGUAGUUUUGAACAAAAACCGCAAAAUUUAAAAUUUGGAAUGGCGUCGGCUAAUACCGAAACGAUGCCUAACGUAUUAAACAAACCAACAGCACAAGCRGCGCCCUUGACAGCUCCGUUAAACACAUUAAAACCUGCGCCACCUACAGAAGUUUUUAAGCCCUUGUAUACGGUUUCACCGGAAUUUGCGCCACCACCAGUACAACCCACGCAACAAACUCCAGGAAAAUCAAAAACACACACWCUAAAUUUAAAUGAAACGAAUACAGUUAUACAACAAAUGAUUGUGAUGCAAAUUACGGCAUUUGACAAAGAAAUUAAGCAAUUAGCACAAAAGUCAAAAUUAGCACUUAACGACGAUCCGGGUAUAAUGAAGAGUUAUAGCAAACGCUUAAUUAAUCUACAAGAAAUUAUUGAACAAGCAAAUGAGCGCGAUUUUAUAAAGGAUGUGCAAGAUCUACGACACUCACUGACAGAAUCAUAUGAAAUGUUAAAUGAAUGCCGCUCUAAACUGGAAACAUUUAAAAACCCUGACGAACCAGGUGCAAAGUAUUUAUCAUUAUAUGAUUGUAUUAGCCAACGUCAACUGAAAGGUCUUCAAAGCUAUCUUACCAUUAAUCAAAGUAUAAUGAAGCGCCUGGAGGAACAAAUGGACAUACAAUGGUCAUAUUAUCAAGAUUUGGUCCGCCGUAAUUCAAAAUCUCAAAUGCGUAUACCAUGCCUGGAUGGCAUAUACCAACAAAUGACCAAAUUGAAAAAUCUUAUCACACAACAGCAGACAAAAUUGCAUUAUAUUAAAAAUACUAUGAAGCAAAAAGAUUUGGGUAGUGGCAGAACGGCCAGCGAUUGUCGCAAGGAAAACAAACAAUUGAUAAAAUCGGAUGCGGGAGUUGUGUCAUUGGCAGAUUCUAUACUCUCCAUGACUAUACACAACAUCACAGAUGCCAAAAGCAAUAAAUUAUCCGAGAGCAAAUUGAAUGCUUUGAGAAAUUUUACAAAUCAACAGGCGAAGGUAAAAAUAAUCAAGCCACAGCGACCUAACCGCAUUGAGCUGACCUCGGAGGUUAUUUUAGAAACCAAGCAACUAAUCAAAAAGAAAGAAACUAAAGACUAUAAAACUACUAAAGUGGCUGACAACAAAAAUGUUGCGACAACAAAGGAAGUGCAACAACAAGCGCCAUUUAAGCUAAUGCAAGCGCCGACUAAACAAAAUAUUGAACUACAAGUGCCAAAGCCGCACCAACAACAAUCAGAACAACAGUCAUUACAAUUCUCAAAACCAACACCAACAGCCGGAUAUUUCAGUARCUCACAAACUUCAGCACAAACUGCUACAGCUGCCCAACUUAAGCAACAAACUAGCACACCAUUUUCGACACUCGGUUUCGCUAGUGGCAACAAUUUUCUGCCGAAAGCUGAACCACUUAAAUUCGAUAGUGGAAAUGAAAUGCCUAAAUUUAACACAAAUACAAAUGCAUGCAAAAACGAUGUUAUUGAAAACAAAGCAAACACUUUAACGGCAGCCAACACUAACGCUUUACCAAAAACCGAGAGUGCUGAUAAAUCAUCAGCGCCAGCAAUGAACUUCUCAUACACAUCGAAAGCUGAUGCGGCCGAUAUUGGCAAGUCCUCGUUAAAUUUUAAUGCCCCUUCGAAAGCCUUUACCGGUUUUGGCCAACAGUCGUCGAAACCCCAAACCAACAUAUUCAACGCAAAUAACACACCAGUUAAUGUAAAUGCUAAUCAAAYAAACGAAGCACCGAAAGCGUUCAGUUUUGGUGGCACAUUUAGUGCAUUAACGGAUUUGAAUAAUGCCAACAAGCAGAGUGCUGCGCAAAAUCAAUCAAAUUUGACGGCUAAUACAAGUGCARCGGCGACAACACAACCAUUAUUUGGCACAACAACAAUGCAACCAACAAUUUUUAAUAAACAAAAUGAGAAUCAAUAUUUUGSACCACCAACAGUCUCAGCUGCUAGUACAAUUGGAAAUGAAAAAAUAUCCACUGCUGAUACACAGACGAAGAGUAUGCCUUUGGUAAACGCUUCAACCCAAGAUACAGCAGAUCGUAAUGUUGUCGGUAAUGUGAGUACAACACAAACUAAGAGCGAAGCAGAUGAUAUGUAUUUGAAAUCUUUGAAUAUCUGCAAACCAACACCGAAAGAAGCUGUGAAACCUAAAGAUGGCAGCUUGUUCUCCUUCAGUUUAAAUACGGAGAAUAAUCCACCAGGUGCUUUUCAGAGCAUGCAACCGGAUUUGUCGAUAUCCAAAGUUAAUACAAUUGCAACAAGCACACCGGCAAUAGCAGCACCAACACCAGCAAUUUUUGGCAAGCUCGCCACAACAGAACAGUCACCUUCACCAUUCAGUGUUGCCAAUACAAAUGUAUCGGCAUUUGGUGGCACUCUAGGCUCCACCACACCAUCUACAUUAUCUAUACCGACCACUAGCAGUAUUGGUGGCGUAGGCGCAUCUGCGUUUUCGUUUACGAACCCGUCGCUCUUCAAACAGCUGCCCACUUUCCAAAGUCAAACUCUUGCAAGUACCACUACCACUACUACUACUACUACUACUACUACUGCGGCGAGCGUUACGUCAACAUCAGCAACUACAAGCGCGCCGACCGCAGCCAAACCAGCGCCAACGGAAGCAGCUGCUUUUACCAAAACAACUACAGCCGUUGCCACAGCUYCAUUAGCCCCUACUGCUACAAUAACCGUUGCUGCCGCCACAACAAUCCUAACACCAACACCGUCACCUACAAUUGUUGCACCCACCGYUGUCUCGGCGGCACCUGUUAGCGGCGCAACCAGUCCAUUCUUUUCAACGAUUGCAGCGGCUAAAAUGCCUGGCGAAUCGCUGUUUGGCAAUUUAGCGCAGCCAACUCAAGCUAUCAGCCCCGUUAGCUCUCUGGCAAAAACGGACAAUACUUCGCAACCGGCAACGACUACAAGCGUUUCGGCAUUUGGUGGCUUAUCAUUGGGUAGUCAGGCGCAAGCUGCCAGUGGUGGUAGCAUCUUUGGCAACUCAGGUAGCGUAGGUUUUGGCACUGCAACGGGUGGCAUAUUCGCCGCUGCCACAGCUGGCAGCAUGCCAGCAAGCCCCGCAGCGCCCGGCGCCAAUACCUCUGCUGGUUCCAUAUUUGGUAACAGUGCCGUUAAGAGUCCCGAUGGGUCGAUUUUCGGAAAUGCUGCWACGAAACCCGCUGAAAAUACUGGUUCUAUAUUUGGUAAUGCGGCAGUUAAGAGCGCUGAUAACACAGGUGGUUCUAUAUUUGGUGGUACGCCUGCUAAAAAUCCUGACAAUGUCAGUGUUUUCGGUUCACCAACAUCACCGAAUGCAGCCGUCAGUAGUGGUUCGAUUUUCGGUCAAUCGACUGGUAGCAUUUUUGCUUCUGCUACCGCCGCCAACAAGCCGGAUUCAACAUCCACAGCAUCUGGUUUCAGUUUUGUUGGUUCGGCUUUUGGCKCGGCACCGAAUAAUACCGCAGCGUCUGGCGGCUCUAUAUUUGGUGGCGCUCCAGSUGCAUCUGGUCCGCAACAACAACAGCAAGCAAAUAUAUUUAGUUCACCCGSCAGUGGUUUUGGUGCAACGGCUAAUUCACCGUUCAGUUCAUUCUCACAAGGUGGCUCUUCAAUCGCAAGCACCGGUUUUGGUUCACCUUCACAGCAACAACAAGCGGGUGCAUUUCCACGACCAGUUUUCGGUGGUGCGCCAACAUUCGGUAGUCCACCGGGUUUUGGUGCACAACCUAGUUUUGGUGGCGCGCCGACUUUUGGUAGUCCCAAAGGUUUCGGCUCCUUUGCCACGCCCACAACCACCGCCUUCAGCGCGCCUACCACGCAAAGCAGCAAUAUUUUCGAUGCUUUGGGCUCGACAGACACAGGCCUGUCCUUUGGAAAUCUAGCACAGACGACGAAUACUCCGCCAGAUGCUCCGAAGCCUAUAUUUGGCGGCUCCUCAUUCAUGAAUUAUCGUGCAUAAGUGUGCCACAAUGUCUAGGUGAAAGCGAGUCAGAUAACAGGUUACAAUUUCAAAUGAUUCUAUUUAAGUUACUGAAAUUAUACUAUGAAGAAAAAAUCCAUAUUAAACAAAAAUACAACCACUAUA